Messenger RNA from Dermacentor silvarum, 12041 nucleotides. Its product is annotated as G protein pathway suppressor 2. The transcript has a single exon. Gene Ontology annotation, molecular function: transcription coregulator activity. Gene Ontology annotation, cellular component: transcription regulator complex. Gene Ontology annotation, biological process: regulation of transcription by RNA polymerase II. The record is from RefSeq and is a predicted model, not a curated record. The coding region runs from base 198 to 1484 and encodes 428 amino acids. Lineage: Eukaryota; Metazoa; Arthropoda; Arachnida; Ixodida; Ixodidae.
CUCGCAGUGGCACUGACAUCAUCAGUAUUUUUUUGCGCUCACAAGAGGAGGUUUAGGUUGUGGUCUGUCGCGUUGUCUUCAGGUUGUCGGCCGUACACGCAAGAAAGGUGAAGAAACCGAGCGAGCCACCGUCGCGGCGUAAGUGCGGGUCCCUGUUCCGGUCAUCGACGCCGCUGCCACGCGACCGUGCGACCGUCAUGCCAGCGCUGGUGGAACGUCCCAAGAUGAGCAUGGCCAUGUGGGCCGCGCUCAAGAACCACAUCAUGCGACAACGCGAGAAGAAAAAGCAGGAACAGGAGGCCGACGCUGCCACCGAGCGGGUACGACGCGAGCGGGAACUGAAGCGUCGCCAGGACGCGAUGACGCUCGAGGAGAUCCGCGACCAGGUGCAGCAGUCGGAGAAGAAGCUGGUCACUCUCAAGGAAGAGAAGCACCAGCUCUUCAUGCAGCUCAAGAAGGUGCUGCACGAAGACGACACCCGGAAACGGGCUCUCGUGAAGGAGGCCAACGAGAUGGCAGCGCUCAACCACCAGUACCUUCAGCAGCAGCACCACAACGCCGCAAUGCAGCAGCACGCCGCGGCGGCAGCGGCGGCAGCAGCCGCUGCUGCGGCGAGCCCGCAACACCUCUACAUCCAGGAAAUGAACCGGGCGCACUCUAUGUACAAGUUGGCGCAACCAAUUCCGCAGAACCCUAGCGUCUUGCAUCGGGCACCGCUCAAGAGACCGCUGACCCCGUCUCCUCCGCCUCCGUCGUCGCAAGCCGCGACGUCGUCGUCUUCCCAGCAAGCGACGCCGCCCCAGUCGGGCUUCUCGCCGCAGCAGCCCUACGCGUACAAGGCUCAGACGGCAUACGGGGCACCCAAACUGAUCCCGGCGUACGCGCCGGGCCACGGCCCCAUCUACUACGCACACGUGCCCGGUCAAUCGGUGCCAACGGCCAUGGCACCCACAGCGCCCGUGCCCUACCCGGCGUACCCGACGCCGCAGUUCCCGCACCACCACGCCGAGUCCGCGGCGGCAGCGGCGGCCGCCGCUGCUGCAGCUGCCGUCGCCAAGCAGCAGCAGAUGGUGGCCACGCACAACUUCCACCUCGCCCACCAGCAGCAGCAAGCCGCGCAACAACAGCAGCAGCAGCAGGCCGCUGCCGCUCAACAGCAGCAGCAGCAAGCCGCUGCUGCGGCGGCGGCAGCUGCCGCGGCCGGGUACCCCGGGGGACCCGUGGUUCCUCAAGCCAUGGAGCCCCCGCACGGACUGCAGAAGCCUCGCUUCCACGACGAGAAGUUCUACGUGUCCCAGCCGUCCAUGGUCCCCAUGCGGACACUGGCCUCGUCGGUGACGCAGUCGGCUGCGCUGGCGUUGGCCAGUCCGCAGCCGAAACCCUCGUCGUACUUGACGGCCGCGCAGCAGCAUCACAUGGCAGCGGCCGCCGCGGCCGCUCAAAGGCACCCGGGUUAUCCAGGUCAACCGACGCGGUUCUACUGAGGCACGGCGCAAGUGCCUGUUGACGUGGUGAAGUUAGCGCUUGCGGCCAGCUAAUGCAUGGAAGGGGUGGGUGCCCAGCUAGUGUGCACAAGGCAGAAUGGCCGCCUGCAUUGUGGUAUUUCUGUUCAGGUAGUACACGGAGCGCCAUUUUGCUGCCUCAGAUGCGCACAGUCUUUGGUGUCCGUUUACAACAUUUUUUUUUUUUUUGCUUGAAGUGCAAGCUUGCCGAUGCGCAGCUUUAAUUAAAGCUUAUGUAGGCAGGCCCCCUGAAGCAUAGGAGGCGAGGUUAUCCUGCAUAGGGGUCUGCACAGACGUUGAUUCUAUUUCUAGUUUGUGCUGUGUGCCAGGUUGUGCCACUUGCACAAGGACAUCCUGUGCUACAUUAAUUAGGCACAGCCUAAUUACAGCAGUACAGAAACAGUGGAGUAAAUUACAACUGUAAUUUAAGGAAAUCUGCGACUAGCUACAGCAGCUGGAACAAAAGCCAUGCAACCUGUUGGAACAGAUGUUUUGACAGGAUGUGUAAGACAUAGAUGAGGACAAAUAAUUUUUGUGUGCACACAAUUACUUGAACCCGUGAGGGGUUCGGCCUGAUUGGCUAUGGUGACCGAGCUCGGUUGCUUCUCUGUCUACCUUGGCUUCCCGAUCCGUGUGAAUGGCAUACCUCACUGCUGCCCCUCGGCCUCGGCUACUAAUGGCCUCUCGUGAAUAGCUUGUUAAUGUGUUUCCAUGUAGUUAAUGCAUCUUCAAGUGUGAAGGAAGUUGUACGUCGUACUCAUCUACGCUGCCAAACUUGGCCUUCAUACUUGUGAUGCAAAGAUAUCGAUAGUACUAUCAGUAUCGAUAGUUGAGUCAUUAUCAGACUAUUGAAAGUACAAAAACUAUGGACAGUACCAUAGGUAGCACACUAUCGAUAACAUAAAAAAUUCACACGACGUACCCCACACAAGCACUGCAACAUAAACUUGGCGACGUUUCCCUGUACCCACCUGCAUGAACUGAGCAUGAAUCGCAAAAUUUUUGGUAAUAUCACUAGCCAAGAAUUUCAAAACUACAGUUGGAUAGCAUGGUCAAUGGUGAUGCAUCGUAAUAUUAUUGAUAGUACUAUCGAUAGUGCUGUUAUCGAUAGUUUUCGUUACACUAUUGAUAGUUUCAUAUAGCGAAAUAUCUUAAUACUAUCGAAAGCCUUUUGUUGCACUAUCGAUAGUUUCAUAAAGCUGUCAAUUGUUAAUUUACUCAUCGUUUUGCAGCACUAUGUCAUACACACUGUCAAGCUUGGUGAAAUAAGCAUGUGCAUUGUGUGGCACGUUUUUGUCAAGAAUCUGUGCAGAGCUGUGAAGUUGGUAAUGGCUAAAAGGUCCAGGGCACGUAAAAGCUUUCAUUCUGCCAUUUGAGGUACAUUUGGCUGCUUUUAGCUUAGCUGGUCUGGCAAGGACAUUGAAGUGUGCAGCAAAGCAAAAACGCUUCAAUCUUGCAAGUGUGCAAAGCGACUGUGAUGGUUUGCUGUUAUGCUAGGUUGUGAGACGGAAAUGUGCCUCUUAACGUGCCCACUGCCCCCAUGCUCAUGUCGGUGUCUUAUAGUAGCGCCACAUUUGGUCAAUUACAGUCAUGGACUGAAAUGGCGGGUUGGUCGCACCUGAAUCUCAAUUAUUACUUUUUUUUAAAGGCGGUAUAAGCUCGCACAGCAUGGAUGGAGGCAAUGUUGGGAACCUCGGCGGUGAAGGUUAAGGAGCGGCUUUCAGAAGUUGAUGUGUAGUUUAGUGAACUCGCUGCAGUCUUACUUUCGUACUGUGAUGCACUGCCUGUUGAGAGUGGGGGAUCAUUUCGUGCUUGAAAGCAAUCGUAAUCAAGGUAUCAGAGUGUCACAGUUCUGCGGCUCUCCAGUUUCGGUCGUGUUAGUUCAUCAGAAACAAAUCUAUUAUUGUGCUAACUGCUCCGGCAGUCAACCGGCAGUAUAUAUAUGUAUAGGUUUUAACCAUGAAUGCUGCAUAUCGUGGGCCAUUUGAUUGGUCUUUUCUUACGUGCUGUUUCAGUUAUGUCUCCUGUAAGGCUCAUUCACGGGUGGAACAAACUUACUUUUCUCCUUUGUGUUGUCUCCAAUUCAAGUGUGGCAAAACUGGUAUGACAACAUACCUCUCUUUGUACCUUAAGGAUGCUUUACUGCUGAUUUCAAGCUGAAAACUACAUCUUCCCCUGCAGUUAUGUUUGUUGUUUGUUAUUGUGAAGUAUUUCUAUAUAUUGUUCUUACUUUUUUUUUUUCUGUACUGAUGGUAGGUACUGCACAGGCUGUGCAUUGUACAAACAUGGAUUCCGAAAGUAGUAGUGGUCCUUUUAACAUUUCAGUAACAUGCCUCUACAAUAUAUUGUUAAUGGUUCUUGAUAUUUUAGGUGAGUUCCUUAUCUAGGCCAGUAAUAUUCCAUUGCGUCUUUAUAAUUUUUUUUCUUUUUUUUUUUUUUUUGCGCUAGCAAGGUAUGCAUUGUGUGCUAGAUGGCAGUUUGAUGUGUUUGGCUCUUGUUUUAUUCAAGAUGUUUUUGAAUCCUCCUUAUGAUGCUCUUUUAAAAUUCAUUGUAUGUGUUUUGUACAGGGCUACAAGUGUUUCAACAAGCUGCUCUUGUAGCAGCCACCAGCAGGCAGCUUUUGCAACAUUGUUUUGGGUUAAAACAAGUGCUGGCAAGUGCGCACUUUGUUUGGCUCGUGCAAGGCUGGCAUUAUUGUUCACAACAAUCCCCGAGCAAAAGUUUCUAGUACCGCAUUGAACAAGCACUCUAUCAUCUUACUCGAUCACUCGCUCCAUUCAUCCUUUAUGCUAAGGUGGCACCACACCUUUUCUAGUGUUCAAAUUCCUUUCGCACAAUGACUGCACAUUUCGCUUGCUUAGCAUUGUUUAUUUUGCACAUUUGCAUGCCAAACUCAACCAUUGGCAAGAUGUUCAGUGAAUUCUGGCCUUGCCUUGUAACUUCCGUGUUGAAGAAUGUGACAUGUUCACAAUCCUGAAAUUUCACAUACAGAGAGCAAAAUGGCUAGGCAAAACUCUUUCAUGUAUAUCGCCAGCCGGACUUGCCCGGCGAUCUGUUGGAGCUCUGCAAAUGCGGCAGGGCUAUGAGAUGCGUCCCACUUGUUUCACACGGGGCAGUCUACUUUCUGAUUUACAUCUCUUGUCAACGCUGCUUGCUCAUCAAAUGAGCGUGCAAAGUGGCACCAAUGUGGCGGCCACCAUUUGAGCCUUGGAUCAGAUAGAAGCGGGCAUGGAUUACUUCUUUUGCUGUGUUACUGUUGGCAGCGACUUCUUUGGGUGGCAAAAAUUGCUCCUGAUCCAGUCACGCUCUGCGCUUUUAUUGUUUUUAUCGAAGGCUGACAUGCCGCAGGAAAUGUUUUUAGCAAUGAGCGCUCUGGGACCCAAGCACAUCACAAGUGAUAGAACGUUACUGUGUUUAGUGUACAUUACUGACGACUCCAUUGUUGGUUGUUACAAUGCUUGUCUGUCAUUCCAACCACCACACACGCGAUAUGUGUGGUUUGUGCGAGGGUAGCGUAACGAGCCGUAACUGCAAACUGGUGCUAACCUGUUAUAUUUAGCAUCCUCCACUGAAAUGGGCUUUGUCCGAAAAUAAAUGACAAAACAUAACCUUGGUACUGCCGGCCAAAAAAGAAGUGAAAAGUGAUCAUAAUUGCAGGUAAGCUGUUGCAUUGUCUCCUGUAAAUUUAACAAUUAGCAUGGUUCGAGCAGAAUGACAUGACUGCUUUAGCUGUAGAAUAACAGGAACUGUAUACACAUUUUGAAACUUAUUUGGAGGAGCGCUAAACAACGGGACGAGGAAAAACAACACGAGGGCGGAGACCGCACGCACAAAAUGUAUGCACAUUUUUUGUCGUGUAGUUCUUAAACUGACCCCUGUGUGCACAUGCUCAUGGGAAGAAAAAGCUUCAAAAUCAGAAUUGCCAAGUAAUUCUGAUUUUGAGACACUGAUAGGGACACUAAAGCAAAACACUAAAUUGGCUUACACAGAUAAAGUGUUCUGUGAAAACUCUAUUGUUGUUAAUGUCAAAAUAAUGGUUUGAUUAUUCGAAAAGAAAAUAAAGGUCAAAUUUUCAGUGUUUUUUGCGCCGUAUCCCCCACGCCAGGAUGCCAGAUGUCAUGAAUUUCAAGUUUUUUUUUUUUUUUUUCCAGGCUGUGUUGGCUUGGCAAAAGUUCCCAAAAGUCAUUAUGUUCAACCUUUGGCUCCUUUAGAAAACAAAGUAGUCUAUCUUUACCACUAAAAAAUUUAGUAAUCUCUAUAAGGUGCUGGCAAAACCGAUGACAUCAGGGCGAGCUGGUGUGGAAACUUUAAGGAGGCUUCGCCACCUGUAUUUUGUUAUUGCACUUCUUUCUGGCUUGCCAAGCAUCUUAUCGUGGUAAGAGCGGUGUUUUUGAUAUUCUAGAAGGGUAACUUACUGAUACAGAAGAAAUCGUUUUUCUCUUUAGUGUCCCUUUAAAAUGUAUCACAUACAUUUUAGGACACCGCUUAUUGAACCCUCGCAGAAAAAUUGAUCAAUACCCACAAAGUGUACUGGGGGAAAGCGGUAGAACUCUGACAUCUAAGUGUCUGCCUGUGGUGCGAUCAUGUGACCAUAUAGUGGGCUUGACUAUGGGAUGACCAUGUAGUGUUCCAUGUUCACAAAUUGUCACGGCUGUGACCAGGGGUGUGCAUUGGCAGCCAACACGAGUGUACUUUGCAGCGGCACUUAAACAGGCAAUGAUGGGAAUGGCGCUAAAAACAUCUUGAAACCAAGUUAUCACCGCGCAUUAAUGCCUUGAGUGGUUGCUACUGAGAGCUUCUAUGUAUGCUGCAUUGAUCACUUUUCAUUUUUUUUUGGUUGGCUGUGUGUUGUUGACUGUAUACAGUAAGCGAGCCCCUGCAUUCAUUUUUUUUUUACUUGCUAUGCCCUCGGCGGGAAAGUUGCGCCAUUGAUAUCCAGCAGUUGCUCAUGGCACUUGUUGGACAUUGUGCCAGCAGGAGCAUUUAGAACUACACCCAAGAGUGUAGUUGGGCUGUGCUCGCAACUUUGCUCUCCAGUGAAGCAAGGCUGAUGUGCUGGAGCUCUUUUAGAAGGUAUCCUCAUAUUGAGAGCUGUCACUCGAAUUAAAGAAACUUAGUUUUAUGCACGUGUAAAUUGACCGCGUCAGCAGUAGAUGGCUCAUCUAGGCACCCAUUGCCCUGCUGCUUGCGUUACUCUGUCGUUAGGCGCUCCCAGGUUUUGUGCUAACUUAUCGCAUAAGUUUCACAUUCUGCGAUUGUGUCGGCACUUUGACGUGCCUGCUUAGCUGAAGCUAGAAGACAUCUAGCGUAGGUCCAGAAACCAUCUUAGCCAGACAUCUAGCAUAGGUCUAGAAGACAUCUAGUGUAAGUCUAAAAGACAUCAUAGCCCUGCUCAGGUUCACCAGCAGCCUUUUGUUGUGUGACAUAAGUUCUCCUACAAAUUGUGAGGGGGUGCUGUCUUAGACGAAAAGCAAAUGCACUGACAGUGCCAAACUUAGCACUAUAUAUGCCCCACUUAUUUGAAUUGUCACACGUGGCAGGACUGCCUACAGUGCAUGCCGGUGAUCUCAGUACUGAACUUAGACAUCGUAACAAGCGCUGAUGGACGGGAACACAAAGAGGAGACAAGUCCAGUCUACUUGUCUCCUCUUUGUGUUCCCGUCCAUCAGCGCUUGUUACGAUGUCUAAGUUCAGCUACAACCAACUAGCCCAAAUUUCUGCUUUAAAUAAUCUCAGUACUGUUCGCACUGCUGUAGAGGAGGCAGGGGAUAAGGCUACACACGGAAGAGUGCUGUGUAGGAGUGUUAGUGGACACGCUGCAGACAGGCUUUCUGCGCUGGAUGAGCUAUACACUGCUGUCGUAACGAAAUGUUUCGUGCAUUCUUUGCGUCAUAGCGCCUAGUGAAGGCCUUCGUCGUGUGCUCUGUACCUUAUUCUGUAAGUGCUGUCAUCAAACCCACACUCCAGUGCAUUUGUGUUUGAUGUGUACAGAAAUGCGCUGUAACUGGUCAAGAAGAAUGGAGAGGCUGUUGAUGUUUGCGUUUGAAACAGCACCUCUGUUGGCCCUGUUGUAAUGCCCGGUGAGCGUUGCAGCCUGUCUGCAACGUGCAAAGUCGUGUUGGGAGCCAUGCAGAAGGUCUCGUGGUUGUAAUGCAUGCUCCUGCACAAUAAUAAGUUGUAAAGGGAGCACCUCGCAGUGUCAAUUUUGCCGAGUUGAAACACCCAGUGAGAGUGCGAUGUUAUUGUACAUUUGUGUCUGAUAGUGUCUUGUUUCAGCUUGUUGUUGCUUCCUGUUUCUGUCGUGCUGGGUGUGUUUGCAGUCAGAGCAGCAGAAUGUGCUUUGUUUAACAUUUACCAAAAGUGUACAAAGUGGCUUGUCGUACGUAGAGGCCUCAACACUUUCCUCUCACUUGCUUCGAAUGGCGCAACUAGCUGGCAAGAUGUGCCUAUUUCAAGUGGCAUAUCGUAUGUAUUCGUUGCUGCUUGCCACACUACAAAAGACCAUCUGUAUGUAAUCGCACGUCUUGGAAGAGGCGUAGACAGCAAGGGUGUUGUGUGUUGGUGGUUUCAAAGAAUAUUAUUAUGCCAUUGGGGAUGCAUUGUCAUUGCUGGAAUGUAAGGUUUCAAACAUUGUGUACACGUCUUCACCCUUUCUGUGUUUCUUUCUUAGUGGUAGUUCCCACUAUAAAAAAAAAAAUUCCUUUUUUUUAAUGUUGUGGCGGCCGCAACAUCGUAGAGUAGCAGAAAUGCAAUUCACUUGAUGAAUAUUGCAGUUGCAAUCUCUUGUUAGUGUCUUCUUGAUUUUGCAUUCCGAACAGCUUUCACCAGCACCUUUGCUACAGUGUUGCAGUUUUUCUCUCUGAGGGCAAACAAAUUGUUGCUAGAACUGCUGUGGCAUGCACGCACAGCCAACUUUUUGUUUUGCAUGCUGAAUGCGCAUGUUGCACCCAUCUGCAAUGCCGUGGUGCCCGGUGACGACACAAACCAACAGCACGUCCCUACGACUUCUUUCCUAAUUAUUCUUUGGGCACAGUAUGCUACUGCCAUCGGGGAUCUCUAAAACAGAGAGGGAAAGCCCUACAUAUCUGAAAUUCCAAAAAACAUGUACAUUUGUAUUUCCCAUGAUCAAAGGCCACGUGCUGGUGUCAUGAUGCCUGCUGCUUUCCCACUGUACACCUGGCUUCAUGGCAACUUGAGGGGAAUGCUGAGAAGAUUGCUGUUAUGGAUUUUUUCAUGGAAUUUCAAGGGAAAGGUUUCUUUUCAUGGAAUUUCAAGGGAAAGGUUUCUGUUGAGUUAUGUUCAAUAUUAAUUGACAUAAAUCAUGCAAGCAUACAAAGAGGCUCCAUCUCCUCAACUUCGCUCCUGUUGUAGAAUUUUGUUCUUCACUCCCUGCCUCCUUAUCUCAAGGGUCAAAUUUGCCAUGGCAAAAUAAAGAAAACAAGAAAAUUUCGUGCUUUUUACCGUAGUUGCCAUUCAGCCCACCAUAGUCUAUAACUACUGCCUUCCUUUGAAGUAGUGGUGGUGUUGUGAAACUCGUAGUGAAAUUGGCCUGUUGUGUUGAACGAGCUGUACUCAUUCAAAACUCUUGGCAACAAAACCGCGCAAAUGAGCCUAGCUCAUCCGAAACACAGAAGGGGUUGAAGGCGUCAUUUUGUUUUAGCCAUCUUGCAUCACAAUUUCUGCUACACACUCGCCUCUACGCUGUAAAUGAGCAAAUUGUUCCACUAGCACAAUUUUUUUUUUUUGUACGUGCUCUUUUAAUUUCAAAAACUGUGCUGUGCAAUCAUGCUGAGUAAAUGCUGUUUGCAACUGUGCCCUGCAUAGCCCAUUGUCGAGCACGUAACUCGCGUUGGGAGCCAACCAUCUGCUUUCGGUGUUGCAAGAAAGAAAACUGCGAGCGUCAUCUGUCACUGUCUGUUGCUUGAUAAACUGCGGUCCCUCAUUCUUGUAUUUUCUGCUUGCUUUUAACAUGUGUGCGAUGAUGUUAGAACUUUCAAUGACUUCGCUGCCAGUGAUUCACAUGUGUCUGUGUUCUUAGAUUCAAUCCGGCUUUGACUGUCUUGUGAGAGUUGUUGAUUGGUGACCUAUUGUCGGUGCCGCUUUGAAGUUAACCUGUGACACUUAGAUGUAGAACCCUCGUUGGAAGUGUUGACAUCCGCUGCUGUUAUUCUUGGCAUCUUGCUACUGUUCUUUUUUUCUUUCGUUUCGUUUUUAUGAGGACUGUCAAAGCACUUCAAGAAGUUCAGUGCUAGGCGAUACUCGCGGCGCUGUUGCAGAGUUAUUGUAAUAUUCAUCUUUCACAUUCACUGGGCCAGCCUUGAGUUGCUUUCCAGGAAAGGCUUCUUGUCUUGGAGUCGUUGACGUAGGUCUUGCCUAAUAAAGGCCUUGUUCAGUCCAUUCACAACAGAAUCGGUAUAAUGGUACAAUGCAGAGUGUCUGCUUCAUGCUCCGAUAGCUUUUAGACAGCUCAAGUUGUGUUCUUAAGGUUUAUUUACAGUGUUCUUAACUUAAGUAAUCAUCAAAACAGAAUUAGUGUUCAUUGGACGUCUUGGUACUUUUCUUUAUUUAGCCAUUACCAGACAAUCAUAUCCUUCUGGCCAGUCUGCGAUAGUGACCUGAGUUAGGGCUGCUUAGGACUGGUGCAAGAAGCAACGUGUCGAAGGCAGCCUCGUGAAUGUGAGAGAUAGACUUCUGCUUUCUUCAGAAAGCGACAAACAUCUUAAGGCUGUGUCUUAAGCAAGUAAGCAGCUACGCUGCAGGCUAUGUCUUCUUUCCGUCAGCAACGAGAUAAGCUGUUUGUAGAGAACUUGAGAGAGUGUGUUGCCUUUUUGAACAGGAUUUGACAGCACUGUAUUUUUGAUAGGAGGAGGUGCCUGUGCUGCCAAUUUGUAUUACAAGCUACUUAAACUUGAAAGGAUUUCUAAGAAGAUGGCACACGUGACGAAUGGUAGAAGCGUCGUCGCAGCCAUAAAUGCUGCUGUGUCCAAACUGUGCUACUGUAUAUUCAGUUCCUGUAUGCAGAGAAUUGAAGUGGCAUUCAUGGAAAGAAGUGUUGCUUUGUUCGUUUGCCUACAUUAAGGCAGCCACGCAUACUGUUCAGAUGUACUGCAUGUGCCAGAACAUCCUGUCAAAGCGAUUUCGCAUCGUCAUAGGGGACCACCCAAGACGUAAGGUUUCUGGAGACCAACAGUAACAAAAUCUUUGACUGCGUCAAAAGCCUAGUUUUAGAUAGUGCAGACACGAAGCAGCCUUCAUGCGAAAUUUUACGUUUGAAAUGCACGUUACGUUUAGGAUGCAUCACGAAAAGCUAUCAAAAGUAUAAAUUUUUGAUGCCGAAACUGAGGGAAAAAAGAACACUGCCAUUACCAUUUGCCAGAAAUGACAAUGUUCAGAACAAGCACAGUGAACAACGGCCAGCGCCUGCAGUGCGUUGAUCAUUUCGGAGGUCACGGUCCGGGAUAUGCAUCAUAUUCACUAACCACUAGAUCCCUGCAUCGUCUAUAAACGUUCUAUUUAAAGGCUGUUAGUAAAAAAAAUUAGACAACUGCUAGUCUGGCUGCUUUACCAAAGCAGUGAAUACUAUCUAUUUAUAGCUACUUCAGCCAAAUUUUCUAGAUCUGUCGUUUUGUUUGUCGUCUUGUUGGGGUGUCUAACACCAGAAGCUUAAUUUGGACAUUCAAGGACGUACAUCAAAUGUUUUCAACGCACUUUAUUGUAUGACAUUGCUUUUGUUUAUUUCGUCACCACUAUUUAUUUUGACAACAGGCUCAUUUUUGCUAUCGUAUAAUAUUUCCAGGGCCACAGUGUAGGUGGGCCAUUAUGUAAUUUUGCUGCCACCACAACUUGACAAUCGGGACUCGGCAUUUCAUGUAAGCUGCUCGUUUCCUGCAAGUCGUUUGCAUCCAAGUAAUCUUUCAAGUUGUGUUAAGGAGCAGACAAAUGCCAGGAGGCAUGCACAGAUACAACUUAAUCUUUAUAGCCUGGAGAGCCUGAGCGUUAUCAAUGGCAUCUGAAAGGCUAGAACAAACUGCUUGACGAGUUUGUGUGCCGUCUUCUUAGUGAUCCUGUCAGAUUGAAAUAUGUGGCUGCUUUGACGCAAGUUCACAUGCUGUUUCACAAACAUUUCGUGACCGCCUAUACAACCGUUGCCGGCCAACUUAAAAGAGUUUAUAGACAAUUAUCGCCGAGCGGGCCUUUGAAACCUCUUUGUUGCAUUGUAAGCACGGGCAGCACAGCUCGAGUGAUAUAUGAAAAGGCGCGAAUCAAAAAAAUGCCACCGCUACCUUUCCGUCAUUCCUGUGUCUCCAUCGCGAAGCAGAGAAAGCUCAAUCUUUUGACUCAGUGUCUGUGAUUGCACCUCUGCGUUUUUUGGUUGUGCAUUCCCUACCCGCUGAUCGACAUUGUUUCACCUUCCUCGUUUAUUUGCGGACUUCGUUAACGUUGAGUUCGUACGGGACUGUUUCUUCCCGGACGCUCCGGAGCAGACAUGUUCUUGGCCUGUCUUUUUAUUUUUGUACAAAUAAAAACGUUGCCCCAUCA